CACACUGUGUGUUUAUUACGAGUCUAGAAGUGGCACAUGGAAGCGAUACAGUGAAAUCCGUCUCUAAAUAUGGCGAAACCUCCUGGCACUGACACCUCACGCAUCAGCCGAGAAGUUUUUUUCGCAUUUUGCAUUUAGUUACGGCGGAGAGAUUAGUUGCCAUAUUUUCUGCACGUAUAUUUGCGCUUGUAUCAACUAGUUUCACCAUAUGGGUUUUCUGUUACCACACAUGCAACUGUAAAUGCGGCAGCGCCGGCGACUCCCGUCUGAUCCGAUCUGACUCUCACAGCUGGAUAUUAUCGCCUCUACAAGACAAACUCUCUGGAGCUGAAGACAGUGCUUUAGUUCAGCAGGACAGACUGAGAUGGAAGAGCUGUCACAGGCGCCAGUAAGCGAAUAUAUUCAUUGAAUUAGACGCGAUGGCAGCUUCCAGUAACUCAAGUCUGUCGGGUUCCUCCGUUUCUUCCGAUCCUGAAGAUUAUCAGCCACCAAUUUGGAAAUCCUACUUGUACCAGCUACAGCAGGAAGCGCCAAGACCAAAGAGGAUCACAUGUCCUCGAGAGAUGGAGAGCAGACCCAAGUACUAUGGUAGAGAGUUCCAUGGUUUGAUUUCCAGAGAGGAUGCAGAUGAACUGCUGGCAGGCAUCGAGGGUGCUUACCUCAUCAGAGAAAGUCAGAGACAACCAGGAACUUACACACUUGCCUUGAGAUUCGGGUGCCAGACUCUGAACUAUCGGCUCUUUUAUGAUGGAAAGCACUUUGUUGGAGAGAAGCGUUUCGAGUCUGUUCAUGAUUUGGUUACAGACGGUCUCAUCACUCUAUAUAUCGAGACCAAGGCAGCUGAGUACAUUGCUAAGAUGACCACAAACCCCAUUUACCAGCACCUGGGCUACACUUCUCUCCUGAAGGACAACAUCAGUCACCGUCUCAGCCGAGCCCGCUCGGAGACAAAAAGAGUUACUUUCCAACAGGAUGAUAAGAUUUCACCAUCGCCGCUGAGCAGACGCACCACACUCAAGGACGGACCAGAGAAACACUGCCACUAUGAGAAGAUGCACAACUUUAAGGUGCACACCUUCAGAGGGCCACAUUGGUGUGAAUACUGUGCUAACUUCAUGUGGGGUCUCAUCGCCCAGGGCGUCCGUUGUUCAGACUGCGGGUUGAAUGUGCACAAACAGUGCUCCAAACUAGUACCCAGCGACUGUCAGCCAGACUUACGCAGAAUCAAGAAGGUCUUCAGCUGCGACCUCACCACGCUGGUCAAAGCCCACAACACUCCACGACCGAUGGUUCUGGAAAUGUGCAUCAAAGAGAUCGAGGACCGAGGGAUACAAUCUGAGGGACUUUACAGGGUGUCUGGCUUUACAGAACACAUUGAAGAUGUCAGGCUGGCCUUUGAUAGAGAUGGUGAGAAAGCAGACAUCAGUGCCAAUAUUUACCCAGACAUCAACAUUAUCGCUGGAGCAAUGAAGCUUUAUCUGCGAGAUCUUCCUAUUCCAGUUAUCACCUACGACGUUUACUCCAAAUUCAUACUGGCAGCCAAAAUACCAGACCCUGACUCUAGACUGGAGGCAGUUCAUGAUGGCCUUCUUCAGCUUCCCCCAGCCCACUACGAGACCCUGCGAUAUCUGAUGACACAUUUAAAGAGGGUCACCAUGUGUGAGAAAGACAAUUACAUGAAUUCAGAGAACCUAGGAAUUGUCUUUGGACCGACGCUUAUGCGGCCACCCGACCAGAACACUCUCACCACUCUCAAUGACAUGAGAUACCAGAAACUCAUCGUUCAGCUCUUGAUAGAGCACGAGGACAUUCUGUUUUAACAGGCUAAAUGUAAGAAAUUUAUGUCGAGAGGAAUGAAUACAAAAAUGAACGUGAAAUGAAAUUAUUUUACAACAGAAAUUGAAGAGAUUCUGUUUUUAUCAGAUCCAUAAUUGAACUUUAUUACACAUUUCACUCAAUGUGUUUUCCAGUAAAAUAUGAAGAAAAAGCUGUUACACAAGUAUAAACUGUAUUCAGCAUUCAUGCUGAAGACUACUGAACAAAUCAUUUUAUUUGGUCAAGUAAAUUAGUAGAGAACAUUAUUCUCACUGAUGACAGAUAUAAAAAAUGCAUUGACCUUAAUGGGCCACUUGAUCCAUGACUCUAUGGUUGGUCAAGAGCAUUUAUAAAUUUUGUGAAACUGUGGUCAAGUAUAUAUAAAAAUAUAUAUUUUUGGGUCAUGAUGUUGUUAAAUGUAUGUGCUAUAACGACCAGGCCAUCAAUGUGAAGCACUUUUUAGUUUUACAAAGAGUGUAAAUAGUUGUCAUAUUUUUGUUCAGCGUUGUGAAAAACCAUGUAUUUUUGUUGACCAUAAAAACAAUAGACCGGUCUACAUCAACACAGUUUCACUCAACACAAUUGUUCAGCCAGCAUUUUUUUUGUGCUUAUCUCUACCCUUGGACUUAAAGCUCUGCUACCAUUUGAAGAAUGACACUAAACAAAAUUGUUUGUAUUCGUCUCUGACAUGCACUUCAGGGCCUGAAAGCUGGAGGCAAGAUCAGUCGUUCACCACCCAUGAAAACAAAAAUGCACACACAAACGGUACCAUUUCCUGGGUCUAUUGGUUGUUAAUUGAUAUGUCAUUUCUACAAUUUUGUUUUGUAAAGAUAUUUUCUGUGACGAAUGUAAUUUUGAUUGUAAUUUAUCAAAUGCUGAUUUAUUAAAUUAUGUGAAUAUGUUUUUCUA
Molecule: messenger RNA, 2724 nt
Organism: Triplophysa dalaica
Lineage: Eukaryota; Metazoa; Chordata; Actinopteri; Cypriniformes; Nemacheilidae
Gene: chn2
Product: chimerin 2
Exons: 13
Coding region: 420-1820 (466 amino acids)
Biological process (GO): signal transduction; positive regulation of GTPase activity; regulation of small GTPase mediated signal transduction
Molecular function (GO): GTPase activator activity
Source: RefSeq, a predicted model, not a curated record